Hydatigera taeniaeformis is the source of this 447-nucleotide messenger RNA. The record is from the annotation of a GenBank genome assembly. Lineage: Eukaryota; Metazoa; Platyhelminthes; Cestoda; Cyclophyllidea; Taeniidae.
AUGGCAACUAUUCCAGUCGGUGUGGAAAUCUAUAAUGCCAGCUCCUGUCCUGUUACUGCUCGCAUAUCGACUGCUGAAGAUAACACAAGCAGGAGUCCCACAGUUCCUCAACAACCGUCACCGCCGCGCGUAUUGUGGACAGGUGUAUGCGUGCAGCAGAUACCCUUGGCCGCGGGUCAAAUACAUCGUUUGACCCUCAUCGCACGUGUUGCUUGCCCUGGGGUCUAUGAAGUCAAUUCCCUUUGCCUUAAGGCUUCCAUUUCUCCCUCCGCCACAUCUCCACUGCCGCCACCAUCGCGUCCUCAUAGCAGUAGCAUUAGCGAUAAGAGGGGUGCCGUUCUACCCACCGGUCCCGUUGUCGCUAUCACUAGUCCGCCCGCACCGUUUGUUCGCCAGUUGUGCGAUUUCUCGUCCCUAGUGGUCGUGGUAGCUGCAGAGGCGUCCUAA